This is a messenger RNA of Pyrus x bretschneideri (Chinese white pear), 1362 nucleotides long. RefSeq lists its product as uncharacterized. Gene Ontology annotation, molecular function: S-adenosylmethionine-dependent methyltransferase activity. The coding region runs from base 63 to 1112 and encodes 349 amino acids. The record is from RefSeq and is a predicted model, not a curated record. Lineage: Eukaryota; Viridiplantae; Streptophyta; Magnoliopsida; Rosales; Rosaceae. The transcript has 7 exons.
UUUCUUCUGUUACAACUCUCACUCCGCCAAUUUCAAAAAAAAGCUGAGAAUCCACAUCUCCAAUGGCGACGACACCCUCGUCCGCUCUCCACCAAACAUUUCUAUCCCGAAACUACUCUCCCCUCCAUCGAAAUUCUCAAUUCCGCCAUCCCCGUCUCCGUCUCCCCUCUCGCCAUCACUCUCACCCCAUUCGCGCCACCUCCACCGUCACUCUCCCACCGGAGCGGCGGUCGAGGGCCGAGGAAAUCCAAAGCUCCGGCGUUGACCUCGAGCUGCUUGCCUGCCCAGUAUGCUACGAACCACUCAUCCGAAAAGGGCCGCCGGGUCUCAAUCUGCGAGCAAUUUACAGGUCGGGGUUCAAGUGCAGGAAAUGCGACAAGUCGUAUUCGAGUAAAGACGUUUACUUGGACCUUACUGUUACUGCUGGGUUGAAGGAGUACGUUGAGGUACAACCGAUCCGGACCGAGGUGUUCCGGAGCCCUCUCGUUUCCUUCUUGUAUGAAAGGGGUUGGCGCCAGAAUUUUAACCUCAGCGGAUUUCCAGGUCCCGAUGAAGAGUUUAAGAUGGCUCAGGACUACUUUAAAUCCGCCGAAGGCGGUGUUUUGGUGGAUGUGAGCUGUGGGAGCGGCUUGUUUUCGAGGAAGUUUGCGAAAUCCGGGACAUAUUCUGCUGUUGUUGCACUUGAUUUUUCGGAGAACAUGCUCCGGCAGAGUUAUGAAUUUUUUAAGAGGGAUCCUACUCUUUUAGAUACUAAUCUUGCUCUUGUGAGGGCGGAUGUUGCUAGGCUUCCGUUCCCUUCGGGUUCAGUUCAUGCUGUCCAUGCCGGCGCAGCAUUGCAUUGCUGGCCCUCUCCUUCCAAUGCUAUUGCUGAAAUAACUCGCAUAUUACGAAGUGGUGGAGUCUUUGUUGGAACUACUUUUCUGCGGUAUACUCCAUCUACUCCCUGGAUAACCCGGCAACUCAGAGAGGUGUUGGUGUGGCAGAGGGCUCUUCAGGGCUACAACCAUUUAACGGAGGAGGAGAUCGAGGACUUGUGUGCAUCAUGCGGUCUCACCAACUACACGAGCAACGUUCAACAAGCUUUCAUCAUGUUUUCUGCUCAGAAACCUUAAGAGUUUAAACUAGGUUUGAGCCGUUUGAACAUCAUUUUUCCGUACAUGUAUUUAUCAUAUAUCUUGUUGAAACUGUUGUAUAGUGUAUUUAUAUGUAAGUAUAUCUAACAUAUCUAAACAUUUGAAAAGAAGAAUACAAAAACCUGAAAAGGUGGGUAAUCUGGGGAAGAUGUAAAGUAUCAUUGUUAAGGAGAAGUAUUUUAUUAACUGUAUAAAGAAUGAUAGCAGCAGUGCUUAACAUUAUCAAUAA